AUGGGAGGGAUGGUCAACAGGGCCGAUAAAGCAUCGAUCCUCAGUUGGUCUUCCAAAGAUCAGGCCCACGAGAACGCCACGUUUCAUGGCCGACGUCAGAAGAGGUCAGAAGUGUACUACCUUUGCUGCUUCUUAUGGCGAUGCACUCGACGCUGCACGCUUCGAUUGGCUCGGCGAUGCCAGCCCCAACCAAACCACCAAACCCUCGGCCGGUUUCGACUCCAAAUGCCAGUCGACCUCGAUAGGGCUGCCGCCGCUGGUAAACGCAAGACUCGUCCUCGUCUCAAUCUUAAAAAAUCCUAG
Messenger RNA from Puccinia graminis f. sp. tritici CRL 75-36-700-3, 303 nucleotides. RefSeq lists its product as uncharacterized. The transcript is spliced from 2 exons. The record is from RefSeq and is a predicted model, not a curated record. Lineage: Eukaryota; Fungi; Basidiomycota; Pucciniomycetes; Pucciniales; Pucciniaceae. Bases 1 to 303 code for a protein of 100 amino acids.